This is a messenger RNA of Leptomonas pyrrhocoris, 1351 nucleotides long. Its product is annotated as putative Proteasome regulatory ATPase subunittcc1l8.3. Lineage: Eukaryota; Euglenozoa; Kinetoplastea; Trypanosomatida; Trypanosomatidae. Gene Ontology annotation, molecular function: proteasome-activating activity; ATP binding; ATP hydrolysis activity. Gene Ontology annotation, biological process: proteasome-mediated ubiquitin-dependent protein catabolic process. Gene Ontology annotation, cellular component: proteasome regulatory particle, base subcomplex. The coding region runs from base 101 to 1351 and encodes 416 amino acids. The transcript has a single exon. The record is from RefSeq and is a predicted model, not a curated record.
GUGAUUUCUAUACGUUGUCUGCCCGUAGUUUUCUCAAUUCCACACAAACACACACACCAACACCAGCAGCAGAAAGAAGAAAAGAGAAGAGAGGAGAGAAAUGGCCACUUCUAGCGUUGCGGCAGCGGCAGCCACGAAGCCGCCCACCCUCGCCCAGAAGAAGCAACCGAAAGAGGCGCAAGACGGCCGGCCGGCCAUCCACACCUCCCUCUACGAGGAGUACGAGCGCCUUAGCAAAGAUAUCAAAAACAUCCAGCUGAAGACGAUGAUCUGUAAGACGGAGACGCACCAGCUCAUGAAGGAGGAGAGCGCCGCGAAGCAGGAGGUGAAGCGCAUUCAAGCCGUGCCGCUCGUGCUUGGCAACUUCGUCGAGGCCGUCGACAGCGUGCGCGGCAUCGUGAGCGGCACCAGCGGCUCGCAGUACUUCGUACGCAUCCUGUCCACUCUCAACAAGGAGCACCUGAAGCCCAACGUCAGCGUCGGGCUGCACAAGAGCAGCAACGCCUGCGUGCAGCUGCUACCAAGCGAGACGGACGCCACCAUCACCCUCCUCAACUCCAGCGACCGACCGGACGUGACGUACUCCGAUGUCGGCGGUCUUGACAUGCAGAAGCAGGAGAUCCGCGAGGCGGUGGAGCUGCCGCUGACCCACGCCGGCCUGUACGAGCAAAUCGGCAUCGACCCCCCACGCGGCGUGCUCCUUUACGGCCCGCCCGGCACCGGCAAGACGAUGCUCGUGAAGGCCGUCGCCCAGCACACGAAGGCGUCCUUCAUCCGCGUCGUGGGCAGCGAGUUCGUGCAGAAGUUCCUCGGCGAGGGCCCACGCAAGGUGCGCGACGUCUUCCGCCUCGCCCGCGAGAAUGCGCCGUCGAUCAUCUUCAUUGACGAGGUCGACUCCAUCGCCACGAAGCGCUUCGAUGCGCAGACGGGGGCGGACAGGGAGGUGCAGCGGGUGCUGGUGGAGCUGCUCACGCAGAUGGACGGCUUCGACCAGACGACAAACGUGAAGGUGAUCAUGGCAACGAAUCGGUGGGACACGCUGGACCCCGCCCUGCUGCGGCCCGGCCGUCUGGACCGCAAGAUUGAGUUCCCCUACCCCGAUCGGCGGCAGAAGCGGCUUGUAUUUCAAGUGUGCACGUCGAAGAUGAACCUGUCGCCGGAGGUGGACUUGGAGGACUACGUGACGCGGCCCGAGAAGCUCAGCGGUGCGGACAUCCAGUCCAUCUGCCAGGAGGCGGGCAUGCUGGCGGUGCGGAAGAACCGGUACGUGAUCCUGCCGCGUGAUAUUGAGAACGCCUACCGCACCGUCAUCAAGAAGACGGGUGAUGAGACGUACGACUUCUACUCCUAA